Molecule: messenger RNA, 720 nt
Organism: Ostertagia ostertagi
Lineage: Eukaryota; Metazoa; Nematoda; Chromadorea; Rhabditida; Trichostrongylidae
Source: the annotation of a GenBank genome assembly
AUGCUUGGGAAUGUCUUAGCACGGAAACGAGGACGCAGAAAGAAGAGGAAUUCGCUGACACCUCAAAUUGAGCAUUGUGUUUCUCCCUGUAAGCAGGAAGCGCAGUCAUCAGACGAUGCGAAGCCGUGUCAAAAUGUUCAAAAUCGCCGAAAUAACCCGAGAAGAGGUGUGCAAGAUGUGUCAAAUCACAAGAUCACUGAGUUCUUUCCUGUUCGAAGAAGUUCUCGAAAAACCGGGAAACAACUUGAGGAAGAAGAGAAGGGCGCUCUGCGUGAUGCGAUAUACAACAUGACGAACGAAGCAUUAGUUGAAGUUUACAUGGACGAAAAAAAAGGACGUGGCAUCCGAGCGGGCAAAUCUUUCGUGAAGAACGAGUUUGUCAUCGAAUACAAAGGUGAUAUGAUGGAUUAUACUUCGGCGAAAAUUCGUGAGGAGGAGUAUGCUAAAGACCCAUCUAUUGGUUCUUAUAUGUAUUUUUUCAAAUACAAAAGCAAGAGAUGGUGUGUGGAUGCGACAAAGGAGUCCAUUUACAAGGGACGUCUCAUAAAUCACAGUGCAUUGCGCCCCAAUCUGCGGACCAAGGUGGUUGAGUUUGAAGAUGGCCUCCAUCUCAUCCUGGUAGCGAAACGUGACAUAGACGAAGCUGAGGAGCUUCUGUAUGAUUAUGGGGAUCGUACGCCAGAGACUGUGGCAAGGAAUCCUUGGCUUGUGAAUUCUUAG